AUGUCAGUCUUCGAGCGGGUCCGAAGAAAGCUUUCUCGUACCAAGUCCGUCGCUGGCCUGGAAGGAGAUGGACCAAGAGUUAAUAAAGAUGCGCUUCAACGGUGGCCGAGCAAAGCUUGCUCGUUGACGCCGUCGGACGAAGAGCUUGUCUCGAGGUUGGCAUUCACCCCGGAGACCGUGAUAAUCGAACGCGCUCCCCGACAGAAAGCUCUCUCCUUUGGCACCCACCGAUCCGAAAGAACGAUCUUCAACAAUGUCGAGUCUGGCUUCCUCGCGUUGCCAACGGAGCUUCUCGUGACCAUUCAAUCCUACCUGACGCCGAGUAGUGAAGUUGCGCUACGCCAUAGCUGCUCACGAUUCUUCCAUCUUUACAGCACUCCAUCCUUUGUGCUGACAGGCAAAGAGCUGUUCGACUUUCUGUGCAUGACUGAACGUGACCAAGAUCCAAACGAUCUGGAUAGGCUGGUCUGCGGAAGAUGCCAGGAAUUGCACGUCUGGACAGCCUUCUCUUCUUCUGAAAUCAGGCAGGAGCCGACGGCUCGGGAUUGCAGACAAAUCUGGCUUUGUGCUCACCGGUCCCUGGGCUACGAUAAGACGAUCCGGGCCAUCAAGGCAGGAGUCGACUCACCGUUUCGGGUUGAAACAUUGGAACCUUGUCCGCGCUGUAGAGACUCGAUCCGGAACAGAUCUGUCGCGCACCGCCCGGAAAAGGGGACUUCAGCUAUGGACUUGGAGCACCCCAAGGCAGAGUCAUUACUCAUUUCUAAGAUUGGUCUCUUGCAGGCGCCGUCACCACUGUACAAUAUCCGGACAAGUGGCGGCAGUGGUAUGUAUAAGGAGAUCUUUCAGGUCAAGGACGUGUCAGCAGCACUGCAGUCCAUUGAUUUUCGACUAUGUCCGCAUCUGAAGCUAGGAGAUCCUUAUAUUCUCAGCAAGUUCUGCAGGGCCUGUAUCAACACACAGCGUCUGCCGCCAGGGGUGAAAGGCCCGCCUUGUAUCAACGAAAACAAGCGCCAGUUUGGGGAGAGUAUACGAGGUGGAAAAUGUAAAGGCUCCUGUUAUACUCGAGGGUGUAAGACGCAAUUCAUGUUUCAGGCCCGGGAAAGUCUCUCCCCCGAUGCGUCUGGACGACGACAAGUUUGGUUGAUUAUCGUGGUCUAUCGUUGGCUCGGCCCCCUGCUGAGUGCUGGCCGAGAGGCCUCGUGGACUGAUCACUCUGUGGACCAUAAAGAACGCAAAGAGAUGCGUCUUAGAUGGGCCGAACGAGAGAAGGCAAUCCGAGCAGGACGGCCAUGUAUGCCCAACUGGGAAAUCUGUCUACUUCACCCGUCAGACUCGAACGUACGCUGA
This is a messenger RNA of Capronia coronata CBS 617.96, 1350 nucleotides long. RefSeq lists its product as uncharacterized. The record is from RefSeq and is a predicted model, not a curated record. The transcript has a single exon. Gene Ontology annotation, molecular function: protein binding. Lineage: Eukaryota; Fungi; Ascomycota; Eurotiomycetes; Chaetothyriales; Herpotrichiellaceae. Bases 1 to 1350 code for a protein of 449 amino acids.